CUGGUUACAAAUAUUUAUUAUGGAGGAGUGUCCUUGGUGGGUCCGUGCGUGUAACAACAUGAGAGCACGAGGGGCUAAGGAGGUUGAGGUGGCCUAUCCAGCGACAUCUGUUUGCACCUUAUUCAGGCACAUUGAUCCCCACCAAAUCCCGUUUAAGUUUGGAGGAUUGAGUAUACUCCCAACUGAUAUCUCUGUGGGUCAUAACUCGUCCAUGCUAGCUCUGAAACCUGGGGAAGACAAAUCCAUUGAGAUCACAUGUGAACAGGCAUGUACAGUUCACUUCCUGUUUAGAUCAAGUGGAGUUCCCUUGAGUUAUCAGAUAUCACUCAUACCCGGAACUUUUGAGUGGAUAAAAGAAGAUCAGACAACUUUUGUACCAACCGGCGAUGAUGGUGCUUUGAUUAGAUUUGAACGAAGGUGGGCAUAUUGUGGUGGUCUGACAACAGAGGUGGUGAAGGUGAAGCGGCCUAUUAAAGUUGUAUGCUCCAUUAGGAAUUCCAUCGACCAGGAAUCUUCUUUUUUUCUUUUCAAGUAUCAUGUUGUUUUCUGAAUUUUUAUUGCAAUUUUUACAUUUUGUUUAUCAAGAUGUAAGCAC
Camelina sativa (false flax) is the source of this 595-nucleotide messenger RNA. RefSeq lists its product as uncharacterized. Gene Ontology annotation, molecular function: lipid binding. Gene Ontology annotation, cellular component: membrane. The record is from RefSeq and is a predicted model, not a curated record. Lineage: Eukaryota; Viridiplantae; Streptophyta; Magnoliopsida; Brassicales; Brassicaceae.